Messenger RNA from Magallana angulata, 708 nucleotides. Its product is annotated as exportin-7-like. The record is from RefSeq and is a predicted model, not a curated record. Gene Ontology annotation, biological process: protein export from nucleus. NCBI's taxonomy places the organism in Eukaryota, Metazoa, Mollusca, Bivalvia, Ostreida, Ostreidae. Bases 90 to 368 code for a protein of 92 amino acids. Gene Ontology annotation, cellular component: cytoplasm; nuclear pore. The transcript has 3 exons. Gene Ontology annotation, molecular function: nuclear export signal receptor activity.
UUAGUAAUUAAUACUGUCAUGCUUUAUUACAGAUGCUUUCUACAGUACUCAACAUUAUCAUGUUUGAGGACUGUCGGAACCAAUAGUCCAUGUCAAGGCCUUUACUGGGUCUUAUUCUACUUAACGAGGAGUAUUUUAACAAGUUGCGGGACAGCAUCAUAGCCAGCCAGCCCCCAGACAAACAGCAGGCCAUGGUCCAGUGCUUUGAGAACCUGAUGAGUGGAAUCGAGAGGUCCCUACACACAAAGAAUAGAGACAAAUUCACACAGAACCUGUCGCUGUUUAGGAGAGAUGUGGACGACUCGAUGAAGGCGGCCAACGGACAGAGUCCAACCCACUGUACACAGUUCAUGGACAUGAUGAACUAGUACACAGCAGGCUGUGUGUCAUGUGACCUCAUCAUGUGAUACAGUGAGCCAAUCAGACAUGUGUUCACAUUGACAUUCCUUAUCAUGUCUGAAACAGGCUGCGAUUGGGGCAUUAGGAGACAAUGUGAUUGGUUUUGUGGAUUUUCAACUUUCAAAGGUGGUGAAAUUGGUGCAUUGGUCUGCUAUCCCUUCUUUUUAUAUGGAUGAGGAACGAGGGUGUUUGGAAUGGAUGUGACUUAGGUGUAUGGAAUCAAUUAAAGUGCUAAUGGUAAUAGACUAGGAUCUGUGGCUGUGUAGGAGUGUGUAUAUCAGUGCCAACUGUUCAUUGUUAUGGGUUUUA